Colletotrichum acutatum is the source of this 1279-nucleotide messenger RNA. RefSeq lists its product as uncharacterized. The coding region runs from base 323 to 1060 and encodes 245 amino acids. The transcript has a single exon. The record is from RefSeq and is a predicted model, not a curated record. Lineage: Eukaryota; Fungi; Ascomycota; Sordariomycetes; Glomerellales; Glomerellaceae.
CUCAUCUGUCCAACAUACCGCCAUCAUGAUGAGCGGGAUUCCUAUCAACAUCAUUCGGUCACCAUCCACUCCUCAAAGGAGACGCAGACAUGGCAAUGUUUGUUUGAGUGAAAAUUCUUGAUGAAGCUUUGGCGUUCGAACUCAACCCGCACUGGACUUGUGCAGCGAUAAAUUUGCAAAGUCGGAACAGAUCAGGGGCAGACGCAGACACUCCGCGCGUGGAAAUGUGGACAAGGACACGAGUAAACCUCAUGUUUAAAAUGUUUUGCAAAGCAGAACGCCUUGUUCCGCGGCGCGGCGGGCAUCGGUUGGUACAUCCACCAUGCAAAAAGGGAUACAUGAAGGCCAAGAGCAAGCAGAAUGGGCAAUUCAGACGACUCAGUUCCUCUCAGGGAUACUUGUCGGCGCUGCGAAGCGUGGCUUUCAUCCUCCACACCUUCAGCUUCGCGCCCAUCAAACUCACUCAAUUCGACAUCGCCAUUCAAGACUUGCUGCGCAAGUUGCAGACAGACGGAAUAUUGGAUUGGGUGCAGAGGGCGGGUCUACGGGCAGUGCAUCUGACCCUUCCCCCCUCGAAGCGCGCUGUCUCGGGCCUUGGACCUCCACCACAGCGAACGGUCGGCUGGAUGUAGCCCACUGGAAACAAGGGACCACCCAACACCUUCUGGCCACCUCAACUCAGCUCGCCUUCACCACUCGCCGUCGGCUAGGAGACAGACAAACCACACUGGAAAACAGGAGCACUGAGAGAAGAACGUCUGCCUUUGAAGCCAAAUCAAUCAUCCCCCGGCGCGGAGUCAAUUUCCACUGCAAAUCAAUCAAGCGUCCAUCAUCCAUCAAUCACGCAACCCAGGAAAAUUUUCAACAGACACUUCAAUGCCCUCCAUCUCCAGCUUUGCAAGAGAGCGACCUUCCCAGCUUCUCUAAGUGCUCCUCGGGAGUUGGCUUCUCCUCCAGCACCGCUCGCUCUUCCAGGAUUCCAUCAACUGCGCCUUCCACAGGCACCAAAGCGUCAAACGAUUUUACUAUAGACCAAGUGGUCGAGAGAGAAAAAUCGUAACUUCUACAUGUCAAUCUCAUAUCAACACUCCAUACACAAACCACACACACAGUCUUGCCAUACCCAUGCCGUUCCUGAUUGCUAACCAACUUUUACAGUCCUCUCCAGGCAAGAGACAACACGAUCGCCCUCCAUCAUUCCCCUACCAUCACAAUUCUGUGUCUUCGGCGCAUUCACCACACCACAAUCCCUGCCGCUUCGACGCAUUUAGACUAGUGC